This is a messenger RNA of Drosophila bipectinata, 833 nucleotides long. RefSeq lists its product as uncharacterized. The record is from RefSeq and is a predicted model, not a curated record. NCBI's taxonomy places the organism in Eukaryota, Metazoa, Arthropoda, Insecta, Diptera, Drosophilidae.
CGUAGCCAGUCCGGAUACUUUCCGGAGCUAGCUUCGCAAAAUUUAAGUUAUUUUCCUUUUGGCCAGUCCCGCCCGGAUUAGAUUACCCUCCCAGCAGCAUGGCGCACCGCAUGAAAUUGCGUAGCGACGACUACGAUGUCAUUGGUGCGGUGCCCCGGGAUCUCUCGGUGAUCAAGAAUUUCCUGAAGCGAGACUGCGCCGUGAAGAGGCUGAUCGACAUAGAAGAGGACUUCCUGCAACAGUGCAUCGAUCGGGGCGAAGAUCCCAUGAAGAGACCAACCAAAGGGAAGGACGACGGUAUUGUGAAAAGAGGCAGCCUGCAAGGAUCUGCGGUACCGGAGCCAAAGCCGGACGGAUGUGCAACUCUAACGCCAGAGGGUGCUACAGCACCGGACUACUGUGAUCCCUGUCGACGUCUUCCAACUUCAGUGGUUCUCGAGGAGCUCACCAAGCCGGCAAUGACAAAUCCGGUGUUCAACAAAGCUCUACCGCCGUAUUUCGACGAGGAAAGCGUGAUGGGCAACUCGUUGCCCGUAAAGUUCCGCUUCCGGCGCAAGUUCAACCACUGCGACCAGGAAAAGUCCGGUAAUCUCAUGUGCACCACCACGCCAAGCACGAACGUGGUGGUUCUCACCAACUGCUGCGACGUGAUGGUCUGGCCAGGUCAGCGGGUCGCCCAGAUGAACCGUGUUCCGGUAACAAUUGUAACCGGAGAGGCCGAUCUUACCGAAUACAUGCUGGAGGAGGAGACCAUUAUGUGAGGGACUGGACUGGCUACUAAAGGGCAUCCAAGGAAAAAUACUUUGGGGAGUGUAACAAAUAAAUCUGAUCCC